Messenger RNA from Rhizoctonia solani, 1227 nucleotides. RefSeq lists its product as uncharacterized. Lineage: Eukaryota; Fungi; Basidiomycota; Agaricomycetes; Cantharellales; Ceratobasidiaceae. The record is from RefSeq and is a predicted model, not a curated record. The transcript has 5 exons. Bases 1 to 1227 code for a protein of 408 amino acids.
AUGCUGGUUGAAAAGCUGAGGGAUCAGCUGCCAGCCGGAAGCGCGCGGAACUAUGCCGCUAUGCUGGUCUUGAACCACCUAGAAUGCUACUCGAAAAAAGGUGGCCUACAGAUGGAAGAACGAGGUCGUUUGGCUGUAGUGUCCCUACCUUUGGAGUUUCUUUACAUGGCUUGGUACAAUGAUGUGGGAAUUGAGUUGAGCGAGAGGCAGCUCGAGAGUUGGCCCUCGCAUGUAUGGAAAAACUCUGCAAAUCUAGGGGUCAACUUGUAUUCAUUAGUAACACAGCCAAAUUCCCGCUUGAUACACGAUCGACUUCGGGAUGUUCGGACCCUUCUUAGCUUUGGGGCUGUGGUGAACCGAUAUCACGAGCUGAUCCAACUUCAGCAUGGUGGAUUGAGUGCCCUUAUGAAGACUUACCAACAUACCGAGCCACAUAACUGGGACCCCCCACUAAUUUCACCUUCGCCUGCGUCUACACAGCCCAUGCUUUCACGAAUAUAUGCAAAAGGUCCUAGUGGCGAAGCUGAUAGCUCUGCGUGGAGUUGGCUUCCCUGGAGAGCCAACAAAUCCUCUGAGGAACAACAUCUAGAGCGAUUCGGAGUCUUGGGAUCAACACCCUUACCCCCCGUGGAAGCCUUUCCACUCCACAUACCAGAAUCAACACCCCAAUUUCAUUCGAUUCCUCGCCAGGAAGCAUCGAUUGACCUUUCAUCCAGCGGGCUCUCAUGUUGUGACUCGGGUACGAUUUCAUCAUCUGGGACAAAUGAAAGCAUCGCGACUACUCAGAUAAGCGCACUGGAGCGCCUGGAAGCAUAUCUCAGCGUACUUGGAACACCACAGUGCGAACCGAUUAUACCCAAGCCUAUCAGAAAACCUCGUCUGCCCUCGCUGGAAGAGGCUGAAGAAACGGCCCAAGUACAAACCCUCCAGGAGCCUGUUCGCAAGCCAAUCCAGUUUUCUUUACAACCGCUGACGAUGAUCAUUCAAAAGAAACUACCAGAAUUGGCGAAUAGUGAUAAAUUAUGCCCUUUGCGUUGGAUGACUGGAGAGGAGCUCAAGUGCCAAUGUGUUGCUCAGAAUCCGGUGGGUUAUCGACUCCAAGUACUGAAAGGGAAUAAGCGACUGGCAUAUCUCAAGUCGAACUUGCCGAAAAUAGCAACAUCGUACGCCACAAGAUCACAAAUGAUAAUCCUAGUAGACGAGGGUGAUUUUGGCGACCGAUCAUGA